Messenger RNA from Drechmeria coniospora, 1290 nucleotides. RefSeq lists its product as uncharacterized. Lineage: Eukaryota; Fungi; Ascomycota; Sordariomycetes; Hypocreales; Ophiocordycipitaceae. The record is from RefSeq and is a predicted model, not a curated record. The coding region runs from base 1 to 1290 and encodes 429 amino acids. The transcript has a single exon.
AUGGGAUAUCUGACUCGUCGGUUCCGUAGAGCCGACGGUCCUGCACAGUGCGCACACGUAGAGUUACGGACGGCAACUCGUACGGUGCUGGCCGUGCGAGGCACCUGCCGCCCGGUACGCUGGAGGCAAGUCGAAGCCGCUGUGAACCGCUGUGUCGAUUGCACGUACCGUCAUGGUCAGGUGCUGGGGGUGCCGUCGACAGCUCCAUGCUGGCACUGUGUGGCUCAGGCCACGCACGCUUCGUCCACCUACUUCGCACUGGGCAGUCACGUCGGUUGGGAUCCCCCCCCCCCCAACGCCCGCACUCGCUCCGUCGUCACCUUUGUCACGUCGCCGCCUCGCCCUGUCCCCUCGUCACGGCGCAGGGGUCGUCUCCUUUCUUUGCCUGCUCGCCUUCGACUUGCGCUUGUAGGUGAAGACGCCGGCGAUGAUGACGCCGGCAAAGGCGGCUGCGUUUGCGGUCAGCGGCCAUGCUCCUCCGACGAUGCUCGAGAAGGCUCCUCGUUACCAAAGGUGCCCACGGCCGUGCCGGCAGACACGCUGGAGCUGACGGCCGGCACCGCUGCGUCGGAUGCCGGGUCGGCGGCCGAGGAUUCGCUUGGCGCCAGCGCCGCCGACAUCGACAGGACGAGGGACGAGGUCGGCUGGGAGGAUGGGCCCGCGGUCCAGGUUGAUGCCGACUGCUCCACCCCGAGGCUCGUCGUCGACGCUUGCGGCACCGACGAGGUUGGCGAGCUUGGUGUUGCCGUCGUUUGUGGCACCGACAAGCGUGGUGAUGUCGAUGCCGUCGUUGCCGCUCGCGACACCGACAAGGUUGGUGACGUUGGCGUUGCCGUCGUCGUCGUCGUCUGUGCCACCAGCAGAGGUGGUGGUGUUGCCGUGCGCGACGAGAGGCGGAGGCUCGUCGUCACGUCCUCGACGAUGGCGUGCGACAUGGUCACGAUAGGUGCCCGGGCCUCGAUUUCGACGUGUCCCACCUCCGGCGUCCUCCUCCACGCACCCUCUCCGACCCGGGGUGCCAUGGUCAUCGGCCGCGCAAGCAAGGAACGGCCUGCGCAGAUCGUCUCCGGAACCAAAAAGGGUGCCGCGAAAGAAGAAAGACAAGGGCAGAGAUGGCUCGAUGAAGCAGGCCGGCUGCUACCUCGCGCGUCACGUCAGAAAAAGGAAGCAAUAUUGCGUCCGGAAAAUGCGGCGAACCAUGGAUGUAAGUACGACGAGCAUGACCGCUGGUGGACACUCGUCGCUCUCCAACUCGGAGAGACGGCCUCGCGUCUCAACGCCACUCCUUGA